AUCGGCGAUUCUGUGAUUGAUUGCGACGCCUGGAGUUUCACAGUUGCCACUAUCAUCAGCUCGGCGAUCGAUUCAUUUCAGUUCCACAAAAGAUGGCGGACCGAACGCCUGGUGGCUCUCAGAAAGCUAGCGCUAAGGCGCUGCUUGAGAGCAAACUGAAGUCUUUCAGCAUUGGCAAGAUGGCAGUGGCAAAGAGAACCCUCAGCAAAAAGGAACAAGAUGAAAUAAAGAAAAAAGAAGAUGAACGAGCGGCAGCUGAAAUUUAUGAGGAGUUUCUUGCUGCUUUUGAAGGAGGAGGGGAGGGAAAAGUCAAAGCUUUUGUCCGUGGUGGCAUUGCAAAUGCAACGAAAGAGGAAGCGGCUGCUGAUGACAAGAGAGGAAAGUUGUACAAGCCUAAGUCACGUUUUGAGACCCAACCAAAAAGCAUCCUGCCUUUGGAAACCCCGCCACAAUUUUUAGCAUUUGACAAACGGCAUGGCUUAAAGAAGACCAGUGAAAAGGAAAAGAAGAAGAGUAAUUUGGAGCUCUUCAAAGAAGAACUUAAACAAAUACAGGAAGAGAGAGAUGAAAGACACAAGAUGAAAGGACGUGUUAGUCGCUUCGAACCGCUCUCUGGGACAGAUGGAAGACGCUCCUCGGAUGGUUCUUCACGAAGAAACCGUCCGUCCAGUGUUUUGGAUGACUGUGCACCAGGUUCCCAUGACGUUGGAGAUCCAUCCACUACUAACUUGUACCUUGGAAACAUCAAUCCACAGAUGAACGAAGAGAUGCUGUGCCAAGAGUUUGGCCGGUAUGGCCCGCUGGCAAGUGUGAAAAUCAUGUGGCCGAGGACAGAUGAGGAAAGGGCUCGGGAGAGGAACUGUGGCUUUGUGGCUUUCAUGAACAGGAGGGAUGCAGAGCGAGCACUCAAAAACUUAAAUGGAAAGAUGAUAAUGAACUUUGAGAUGAAAUUAGGAUGGGGAAAAGGUGUGCCCAUUCCACCCCAUCCCAUCUAUAUCCCUCCUUCUAUGAUGGAACAUACACUCCCCCCGCCUCCCUCUGGCCUCCCAUUCAACGCACAGCCCCGAGAGAGGCUAAAGAACCCCAAUGCUCCUCUGCUUCCUCCACCUAAAAACAAGGAGGAGUUCGACAAGGUAAUUCAAUACGUCAGCCUAGGAUUUUCUCAUGGGAUAUGGCAAUGUUUUGUUAAUUGUGGUGGUAUGAUGUUAGUCAUAAUAAGCAAGUCAGUACAGGAUUUAGAUUUUGAAUUAGUUGUUGUGUGUAAGAAAGUGUCAUUAUCAAAUGUCAAUGUGUGCAAAAUGCUCAGUGUUACAAAGAGGUGUUACUAUGGUAAAGUAUCAGGGUUGUUUGGCCUCUAGUAAAACUGACAGCAGGAAAGGAAAGUUAUUGUCUUUUUGCACUUUUUAAAUGCAUUUUUUAUAUUUUUCACCUGUUGCCUUUGUAACAAUACUCACAUUCUAUGUUUAUUAUCUGAUGUGACUUCAUAUACAGACUCUGUCGCAAGCCAUAGUCAAAGUGGUUAUCCCAACAGAAAGGUACAUGUUUUUCUUUUUUUUUUUU
This is a messenger RNA of Pundamilia nyererei, 1560 nucleotides long. Its product is annotated as U2 snRNP-associated SURP motif-containing protein-like. Gene Ontology annotation, cellular component: nucleus. The record is from RefSeq and is a predicted model, not a curated record. Gene Ontology annotation, biological process: RNA processing. The coding region runs from base 93 to 1358 and encodes 421 amino acids. NCBI's taxonomy places the organism in Eukaryota, Metazoa, Chordata, Actinopteri, Cichliformes, Cichlidae. The transcript is spliced from 10 exons. Gene Ontology annotation, molecular function: RNA binding.